CUUCCUCCUUCCUCUGUUUCUCGUUUGCUAGGGUGCCUCAGCACUGUUUGACAUGAUUGAAUACUACGAGUCCGCCACGCACCUCAACAUCUCCUUUAACAAACACAUCGGCACCCGGGGUUGGCAGGCAGCUGCACACAUGAUAAGGAAGACAAACUGCCUCCAGUACGUGGAUGCCCGCAACACGCCUCUCCUGGAUCAUUCGGCCCCAUUUGUGGCCCGCGCUUUGCGCAUCAGCAACAGCCUGGUGGUCUUGCACCUGGAGAACGCGAGCCUGUCCGGUCGUCCCCUCAUGUUACUAG
This is a messenger RNA of Notechis scutatus (mainland tiger snake), 302 nucleotides long. The record is from RefSeq and is a predicted model, not a curated record. NCBI's taxonomy places the organism in Eukaryota, Metazoa, Chordata, Lepidosauria, Squamata, Elapidae.